GCCACCGAGAAGGUGGGGCGGCAAAUUGCCAUUCCGCGGCCGCGCGGGCAGUUCGACAGCCCGGCGACGUUCCUCCAGACGAUCGGACGCGGGUGCGAAAAGUUCACAGACAAGUUCCGCGACUGGGACCAUUUGUUCCGCGCCGACUCGCUGGCCAUGAAGAAGGAUCUGGGCAUCGGACCCAAGCAGCGGAAAUGGAUCCUGAUGUGGACCAACAAGUACCGCAUGGGCAUUGAUCCGUAUCUGAUUGAGCCCAGCAAGAAG
Molecule: messenger RNA, 264 nt
Organism: Linderina pennispora
Lineage: Eukaryota; Fungi; Kickxellomycota; Kickxellomycetes; Kickxellales; Kickxellaceae
Exons: 1
Cellular component (GO): mitochondrion
Source: RefSeq, a predicted model, not a curated record